CCUCCCCGCCGGCAGUCGGAGGCCCAGGCUGCACCAUGUCCGAGAUCCUGUGCGAGUGGCUCAACCAGGAGGUGAAGACGUCCCAGACCGUGAGCCCCAAGUCCUUUGCAAAGGCAUUUUCCAGUGGCUAUCUCAUUGGAGAAGUUCUACACAAAUUUGAACUCCAGGAUGACUUUAUGGAAUUUUCACAAAGCAGUGUUUCGAGUGCCAAGCUGAAUAAUUUUUCUCGCUUGGAGCCAACCCUUCACCUGCUGGGUGUGCAGUUUGAUCAGAAAGUGGCUAGCAACAUUAUCACAGAAAAGCCCGGGGCAGCCACGAAACUCUUGUACCAGUUGUACACGGCUCUCCAGAAAAAGAAGAAGAGUGGGCUGACUGGGGCGGAGAUGCAAACCAUGCAGCCCCUGAGCACCAUGCGCCUCCAGAACAUGAAAAGCGAGGCUUUCCGAGAUAGACUUAGAAACCUGAUACCACGUCAAACUGAUUUCAAUCUGAUGCGGGUUACUCACAAGUUUCAAGAAAAAUACGUACUUAUGAAAGAAGAUGUUGUCCGCAUGCAAUCUGAGAAACUUGAAAAAUUCCAAAAACUCAAGGAACAACAAAGAUGUUUUAAUAUCGAAAAGCAACGCUUGAGCAGAAGACGACAAAAUGAAAUAAUGGCCAAAAUCCAAGCGGCUAUCAUACAGAUUCCAAAACCGACAUCAAAUCGCACUCUGAAAGCAAUUGAGGCCCAAAAGAUGAUGAAAAAGAAAAGAGAGGCUGAGGAUGUGGCCAAUGAGAUUAUGGAGUUUGAAGCAUUACUAAAAAAGGAUCUCCAAGCAAAAGAAAGUACACCCAAGGCUUCUUUAGAUACAGCAGCCCAGACAACUGCCGAUUUGUUGAGCACUUACUCGGACGACGACUACAUUAAAAAAAUCCAAAAGCGCCUCAAAGAAGACGCGUUUGCACGAGAGCAAAGGGAGAAAAGACGCCGGAGGCUGCUAAUGGACCAGCUGAUAGCCCACGAAGCACAGGAGGAGGCCUACCGGGAGGAGCAGCUGAUCAACCGGCUCAUGCGGCAGUCCCAGCAGGAGCGCCGGAUCGCCGUGCAGCUCAUGCACGUUCGCCACGAAAAGGAAGUUUUAUGGCAAAACAGAAUCUUCCGGGAAAAACAAUAUGAGGAGAGACGCCUUAAAGAUUUCCAGGACGCUCUCGAUCGAGAAGGGGCUUUGGCAAGACAAGCCAAGCUCGAGUUUGAGGAACAAGCCAUCAGAGAGCGGGAAGUUCACGAGCACAUCGCUGUGGAGAGAGCACAAGCGCUCUACCAGAAGCACUACUUAGCAUGCGCAGAGAUUCUGGAUCAGAUACUCGACUUGUCCACCAAAGUGGCAGAAUACCGGCUUUUGACAAAUAAUCUGAUUCCACAUAAAAUUAUGCAUGAUUGGAAGGAACUGUUUUUUCAUGGAAAGCCCAUUUAUGAGCAAGCCUCUAUUAAGGAUCUGCCAGCUAAGCCUUCUGCAGAGCAACUUAUAGAAAUGGAGAAAAGGGACUUGCUAGAUAACAAUGAUUAUGAAGAAUAUAAGAACAUGGUUGGAGAGUGGGCCUUACCAGAAGAAAUGAUUGAGAGUUUACCACCCUCCAACAAUUGCAUAUUGGGCCAUGUGGUUCACAGACUAACUGAAAAAUCUCUUCCCCCUCAAGUUGAAUCAACAGAAUCUGAAGUGCCUUCAUGUGCUAUUAAAGGGUGCAUAUUAGGGAAGACAUUUAGCGGAAAAACAACUGCUGUAAAUGCUCUAGAAAAAGACUUUCCUGUCCAGGUACUUUCUAUCGACACUCUUCUCCGAGAAGCUAUCAAAGCAUGUCAUGACAAUGAAACCGUCAGUGAGGCCCUUCUAAUUCAGCACGAAGCCGAAGAAAAGGCUCCGUCAGAGCUGCAUAGUAGCGAAAGCCAGGAUCUUCAAAGUAAAUUUUCACUUGAUCUACUUUCAGAGGAAGCCUUUCCAGAAACAGAAGAUAAAACUACACUUAGUUCUGAUACCAAUAAAACACCAAAAGCUGAAGAAAUCAAGUUAAGUGACAGUGUCUCUAAACUCACUGUGCGUGCUCAGCUUGGUGCAAAAUCCGAAAAAUUGCUGAAGAAAGGAAAGAGCGUUUCUGACACGUUGCUAGUUAACAUCAUGGUAAAUGCUAUUAAUCAGAUACCUGUGGAUCAAGGCUGGGUCCUCGAUGGUUUUCCAAUGACACUGAACCAAGCAGAGCUUCUGGAGCAAGCUCUCACAGGCUGCACCAGAAACCUCAUGGAACUGGAGGAAAAGAAAGCACGAAUAUUCACACUGGCUGUUGAUCCUAUAACUGCCAAAGAUGUGCCUCUUUCCCCAGCUGUAUUUGAUUUUGUCAUGUUAUUAGAUAUUUCAGAUAAUUCCUCACUGGGUCGCAUGAAUGACAUAAUGGCUAAAGCAUUUUCAACGGAGACUUGUCAUGAAGAUGUCAAUCAACGUGUAGCUGCUAGAAAACCAGAUACGGAUGGUGACCAGAAUUUAAGAGACCAAAUACAGCAUCGAAUUAUAGGUUUCUUGGAAAACUGGCCUUUAUUGGAGCAAUGGUUUACAGAACCAGAAAAUAUUCUGAUAAAAAUUAAUGCUGAAGUAGAUAAAGAGUCUUUAUGCCAGAAAGUGAAAGAAAUGUUUACGAGUGAAGUGGUUAAAAAAGAGAAUAAAGUUAAACAGAAACUAGAAGAAAAGGAAGCUGCGAAAAAGGAAGCUGCUUCCCUGGCUGAAUCUCCACCUUUGCCGCCGCCUCCCCCGCCUCCUGAACCAGAAAAAGAGAAGGAAGCGCACCCUCAGCAUGAGCGCCCCAAAGCUUCUGCGAAAGGAAAGCCCGCACCAGAAGCCCCGCGUGGUAAGCAAGACUCUCCUCCGGAAGGAAAGGGGAAGAAAGGUGAUACUGCACUCAAAAGAAAAGGUUCUGUUAAAGGAAAACUGUCUGGAGGAAAAGCAUCAGGAAGGAAAUCACCUGCUGAAUCCACAGUUCUGUCACCUACCCCAAUAGGGCCACCACCACCUAAGCCAGGAUCAGAAGAAUGGGUCUAUGUGAAUGAACCAAUUCCUGAGGACAUGCCUUCCUUUUUAGCACCUUACUGGGAACUGAUAGAACGUUCCUAUGCAAACUCCAUUAAGUUAGUCCUGAGGAACCUGCGGGAAGAUCAGCAUAUUGUGCUUGCUUUCUUGUAUGAGAUUCGAACGAGUUUCCAGCAGUUUCUAAGGCGUCCAGAUCAGAAGCAAGAUUUUGUAUCUCAAUGGCAGGCUGAUUUCAACUCUCUUCCUGAGGACUUGUGGGAUGAUGAGGAAACCAAGGCGGAAUUACACGAAAGAGUAAAUGAUUUACGAGACCGCCUGUGGGACAUCUGUGAUGCCCGGAAGGAGGAGGCAGAGCAGGAGCGGCUGGACAUCAUCAGCAACAGCUGGUUGCAGGACUCGACUGGAAUACUGAUUAACAAUUUCUUCUCACUGAUGCAGGCAGAACUGAACCGUUUUCAAGAUACAAGGAGACUCCUUCAAGAUUAUUACAAGGGAAUGGAAGGCAAAAUCCCAUUAGAAGAAAAUAAGAAAUUUACUCGCCUCCCAUUGGUCCAACUGGAUACUAAAGAGAUUUUGGAAAGCCAAUUUAGAAUUCCUCUGGUUUCUCGGAUAUCCAUUUCUACGGAUUUAGCUGUCUCCAAACCAAAAUCAAAAGCCAUCCUGAAGGGCAAGACUGAUUACUCCCUGGAGAAAGUGGAGCUAAACUUUGAGACCGAUGAGAAGUUGAUAAUGGACACCUGGCAGCAGGCUUCCUCAGCCGUAUCUCACAUGGUGGCUGCUGAAGUUCAUCAGAGGCUCCUGGAAGAGGAAAAAGAAAACCAGCCAGCAGAAACCAAAGAAAAGUCUCCUCAGAUGAACGUUAACAAAAAAAACAAAAAGGAACCGCCCAAGAAAAAACUUCCAGACAAAAAGGAGAAAGGUAAAUCACCACCUACAGCAGAGGCCACUCCUAUAACACUAUCCCCGGAGGAUAUGAUGGAAAUGGAAAAGAAGAAUGAACUGAGACUCAAAAUAAAGGAGGAACAUAUUGCUGCCCUGCAAUUUGAAGAGAUAGCCACCCAGUUCCGACUUGAGCUGAUAAAGAUCAAAGCGUUGGCUUUCCUUGAAGAUCUAGUAACAAAGGUGGUUGAGGUAUAUAAGCUCCUGGAAAAGUGGCUUGGAGAGAGGUACUUGCGUGAAAUGGCCAGUGUGGAGAAACUAACUGAGAUAGCUCGCUAUCACAUUGAAACGUCUACAAAAAUUCAGAAUGAACUUUAUUUAGACCAGGACGGCUUCUUCAUUAACGGCGACAUCAAAGUCUUCCCCGACCCCCCUCCUCCGGUUCGCCCUCCGCCCGUGGAGAGGGAAGAGAAUGGCACCCUGACCAUCGAGCAGCUGGACACUCUGCGAGACCAGUUCUCAGACAUCGCACCCAAGGGCAUCAUAGGAAAUAAACUGUUUGCGGACAUUCUUCUUGACUUGGUGACGCUGAACCUUGGGACCAACAGCCUUCCCAGCAGUUGGAUGCACCUCACUCAACCUGAAUUUCAGGAGUUAACGUCGUUAAUAACAGUAAACUCGGAGUUGGUGGACUGGCGGAAAUUCCUGUUGGUGACCUCGCUGCCGUGGCCCAUCCCUCUGGAGGAGGAGCUGCUGGAGACCCUGCAGAGGUUCAAGGCCGUGGACGCGGAGCAGUCGGGCACCGUCACUUACGAGCAGUACAUGCAGGCUGGUCUGUGGUUUACAGAGGAUGAAGAUAUAAAAAUUCCAGAAAAUCCUCUUGAGCCGCUGCCAUUCAAUAGGCUGGAGCAUCUCAUACAGUUCUUCUUCAGGCUCUUCGCCGACCCUGAGAAGGAUCCACCCCUGCUGGACUACACACAGAUGCUGCUUUACUUUGCUAGCCACCCAAACCCUGAGGAAGGGGUCUACAGGGCCCUCAGUGUGGCCAUUGGGACGCACAUCUUCCAGCCAAUCGAAUUGGUUCCUCUUCCUAUAGAUCAGACCUACUUCUUUACUGACGAGAGUCCACUUCAGGACUAUUCUGAACCAGAGGAGAACUUCUUAAAUGCGUUAAGGGAAUUCAGAGAGGAAAGGGAGGAAAAGGAACAGGAAAUCCCUGAAAACCCCAACACGGAAAAGAUUUCUUUGGAAACACUGCUCAACGUGUUCGGAGCACAGAACAAAGCCCAGGACGCCAACAGAUUUGCCUACCACCUGAGGGCAGAGAACGCCUACUUAGAGAACUUCAUGAAAGUAUUUGAGGACCUGGGUGCCAAGAAUCUGGAGCCGAUCGAAGUCGCGGUUCUUUUGAAGCAUCCUUUUAUUCAAGACCUGAUUUCAAGCUAUCCAGGCUAUAAGAUCCCUGAUAUUAAAUUGAUUCUGCAAAGGAGCGAGCACGUACAAGGCAGUGAUGAAGAGAGAUCUCCCUCAAGGCUGACAGAGGACAGGAAAUGAAAACAAGAGUGUGAUGGUUACAAUUGGGCAAUGAAUCCCUCCACAUCCAAGGCAAACACGGUGUUUGUCACGUAUGUUUUUGUUGUAAGUGUAGAAAUGACCCCUACCAGGUUAUGUGGGGGGCUUCUUUAACUCAGAGAAUAUUCGGCAAUAAAUCUUACA
This is a messenger RNA of Eptesicus fuscus (big brown bat), 5648 nucleotides long. RefSeq names its product sperm flagellar 2 (gene SPEF2). The record is from RefSeq and is a predicted model, not a curated record. The transcript has 37 exons. Bases 36 to 5486 code for a protein of 1816 amino acids. Gene Ontology annotation, biological process: sperm axoneme assembly. Gene Ontology annotation, molecular function: protein binding. Gene Ontology annotation, cellular component: sperm midpiece; manchette. NCBI's taxonomy places the organism in Eukaryota, Metazoa, Chordata, Mammalia, Chiroptera, Vespertilionidae.